UGCGCGAGUCCUGGCGCGUGCCCGCCCUCCCGCAACUGUCCGACCCGGCGGGUGGGAGGGGUGGGUCUGGGAACGUUGCGGCGGCUGUCGCCGCGGUCCCAGCACCCAGAGCUGUUCUCCAGCCAAGCCUGCGGUUGGAGUCCUUCCUUGCCUCCUGGGGCGGCAGCCACCGCCCCCAGAUGGUGGGUCCGGAGGAUGCCGGAGCCUGCUCGGGAAGAAACCCCAAGUUGCUCCCGGUGCCUGCGCCCGAGCCCGUGGGCCAGGACGGGAAGGUAAUCCGGGCCACGGGCGGCUUUGGCGGAGGCGUCGACGCUGUGGAGCCGCCGGAGGACGCUGAAGAGGAGGAGGAGGAGACGCCGCCUCGCCAGCUCCUUCAGUGUUACCUCGCGGAGGCCGGGGAACAGCUGGAGCCGGGGCUCUGCCACUGUCCGCUCCCCGCUGGUCAGGCCGGCGCCCAGCCGCCCUCGGCAGCUCCAACAUCGGACGCCUGUCCGCUGGACUCGGGCUCCAAGCACCCCGGCGCGGAGGUGGCGGAUGGCCCCGCGCCGCGACACGGAGGCAUGACCAACGGCGACUCGGGCUUUCUGCCUGGCCGGGACUGUCGCGAUCUGGAAGAGGCUCGCGGGCUGGCGCGCGCCGGCGGCCGGGAGUCGCGCCGCCGCCGCCCCUGCGGCCGCCUCCGCCUGGAGGGGCCUGGCGACCAGGACUCCGACGGCGCGGGCAGCACGUCCGACUGGGCCUCGCCGCUUGAGGACCCGCUGCGGAGCUGCUGCCUGGUGGCCGCGGACGCCGAGGAGCCCGAGGGCGAGGGCAGCGGCUCCGGGAACAGCCCGGCCAGCAGCUGCAGCAGUAGCGAGUACUCGGAGCAGCCCAGGGCCGGCGCCGGGAGUCCCCAAGAGGGCGCGCCCUCUGGCCCCUCGGCCGAGAGGACUAGUGGGGGUGCGGAGCCGCGCCUGGGCUUUUCUGACAUUCACUUGAACUCUCGGAACACGUUCGAGGUGAGCCGCGGUCAGAGCGCCUGCGAUUACUUGCCCCCGGCGGGGCCGCCGGUGCCCUCGCCCGCCGCGGAGCAGGGUCCCGUGGGGACUUCGGCCCGGGCUCGACGGAGCGGCGGCUUCGCGGACUUCUUCGCCAGAAACCUUUUUCCAAAAAGGACAAAGGAACUCAAAUCAGUUGUCCAUAGUGCUCCUGGUUGGAAAUUAUUUGGUAAAGUCCCUCCUAGAGAGAAUCUUCAGAAAACAUCCAGAAUCAUUCAGCAGGAAUAUGAAGCACGGACAGGAAGGACCUGUAAACCACCACCUCAGUCUUCAAGACGUAAGAAUUUUGAAUUUGAGCCACUUUCUACCACUGCCCUGAUUCUUGAGGAUCGACCAUCAAAUCUUCCUGCCAAAUCUGUGGAAGAAGCUUUACGUCACCGACAAGAAUAUGAUGAGAUGGUGGCUGAGGCUAAAAAACGAGAAAUUAAGGAAGCACAUAAAAGAAAAAGAAUAAUGAAAGAACGAUUUAAGCAGGAAGAAAAUAUUGCAAGUGCAAUGGUAAUUUGGAUCAAUGAAAUACUGCCCAAUUGGGAAGUAAUGCGUAGUACAAGAAGAGUUCGAGAAUUGUGGUGGCAGGGAUUGCCCCCUAGUGUCCGUGGGAAAGUUUGGAGUCUAGCUGUAGGAAAUGAACUAAAUAUCACUCCUGAACUUUAUGAAAUCUUCCUCUCAAGAGCAAAAGAACGGUGGAAAAGUUUCAGUGAAACAAGUUCAGAGAAUGAUACAGAAGGUGUGUCUGUUGCUGAUCGAGAGGCCAGUCUGGAAUUAAUUAAGUUGGACAUAUCCCGUACAUUUCCAUCUCUCUACAUCUUUCAGAAGGGUGGCCCAUAUCAUGAUGUCUUACAUAGUAUUUUAGGGGCAUAUACAUGCUACAGACCUGAUGUUGGUUAUGUCCAAGGGAUGUCCUUCAUUGCAGCAGUACUCAUUCUCAAUUUGGAAGAGGCAGAUGCCUUUAUUGCAUUUGCAAAUCUCCUGAAUAAGCCAUGCCAGUUGGCCUUCUUUCGUGUGGAUCACAGCAUGAUGUUGAAAUAUUUUGCUACAUUUGAAGUAUUCUUUGAAGAAAAUCUCUCCAAAUUAUUUCUUCACUUCAAAUCUUACAGUCUUACACCAGAUAUAUACUUGAUAGACUGGAUCUUCACAUUAUAUAGCAGAUCACUACCACUUGAUCUGGCCUGUCGAGUCUGGGAUGUAUUUUGCAGAGAUGGGGAAGAAUUUUUAUUUAGGACUGGAUUAGGAAUACUUCGAUUAUAUGAAGAUAUUCUCCUGCAGAUGGACUUUAUUCAUAUAGCACAGUUUCUAACUAAAUUGCCAGAAGAUAUCACAUCAGAAAAGCUGUUCAGUUGUAUUGCAGCCAUUCAGAUGCAGAAUAGCACCAAAAAAUGGACUCAGGUCUUCACAUCUGUAAUGAAGGAUAUUAAAGAAGGAGACAAGAACAGUAGUCCUGCUUUGAAAAGCUAGUCUUCAAAAUUGACAGAUGAAUUGACAUAUAAAAGGUGGUUUUUGGAUAAAGGUUUUUUUGUUUCCUAUAUAAAAGGCAUGGAAGAAAAUGUUGAAGAUAUCUAAAAGAAUCAAGAGGUGGAAAACUGCUGAUUUUAGAUUUUAUGGCUGAAGUAAAUGAAAUAAGUAACUUAUUGACAGUAUUAAUAAAAUGUUAUUUUGUAGGUAGAGUCAUUUUUCAAAGGAAAAAGUUUAAAUGGUGAGUUUAUACUCCACAAUUUGGAAUAAACAGUUUAAUGCAAUAAAUUUUUAAAAUAGCUUUGGAGAUAACUUCAAAUUUUUACAUCUUUUCUUUUGUAACUGUUACCACAAAGAUACUCUGGAGGUUAGAACAGGAUUGUUAAGUACUACUGCUACCCUCCAAAGUACUAUAGUACAGACAUUGUUUCCAGUUUUGACCUUUUGAAGAUAUUAUAGACCAGUAGUAAACAAAUUGGUUGUAAAUUAUCUAAGUCACUGAAGGUGUCAUUUAUCUUCAUUCAUAAGUUGGGGUAAAUGUGAGUUAUCUAGGAACUGGAAAUGUUGGUAGGUGAUUGUUUAUUGUUUGUUUAGAUGUUUUUCCACAGUACUGUGUUCACUUUUUUUUUAAGGGAAAUUUGUUGUCUUCCUUAAGGAAUUUCUAUCACUCAGAAUUGUAGCUGUUCUGGUUCUAGUCUAACAAAUUAUUCAUCUAAUAAUUUGACAUUAAGAAAACUAUAACUGGUAGAAGGAAAGUUCUUUGCACUUGAGUGGAUUGAAGACUUGACUUUGAGAGUAAGUCCAGAAACUUAUGAAGUUUCUCAGUGAUAAGAGUAAAAAGUAGUGUAUCCUGAGAGUUCUUAAAUAGCAUGCUACUUGGCAAGACUUUAUAUUUUUUUAGUUACAAUUCUUCCACUGUCUAUAGAAACAAAAUUUGUUAACUCCAGUUUGAAAUUUGAAAUCUAAUAUGUAGCUAAAUCUAUGACUUGUAAAACACUAUGCAUAAUUUUUCUAAUCAGUAGAAAUUAGAGUGAAAGAAAAAGAUAAAGUUAAUUUUUUUUUCUAAGUCUACAUCCUAUCUCUUAUUCAAUUGCCUGAAGAAGCUGUGUGAGGAGAUAGUCUGGUUAUUGGUUCCUUUAUCUAUCAAUGCCAUCCUAAUCUCUUCACAUGUUACACUAAAUGCUGCCUGUAACCCAUCCUCAUCUUCUUUACUCAUCAUUGCUUUCUUCAAGGAAGAUCUAGAUACUGCCUCAUCUACCUCAUUAUCAGCUAGUGACUGAUCUAGUUAGUGACUCUUUGGAAGACUGAUAGCCUCUAAAUGAGUUAUCCAACUUCCGCUUCCUCCCAUUGGCCACUUUACAUAGGUUUGAGAACUUAGCAGGUGCUAAAUCCUCAUGCCCACGGAGGCAAAAUACUUUGAGGAAUGGGAACAUCUCUUCACUGUGUUCUUGGAUCAGCCUUCUCUUAACCACCAAGAAAUGCAUGAUUUCUCUGCCAACUCCGGGAAGUAGUGCUGUAUGACUGUAUCAUUCUUUGAUGAAUUCUUUCAUUGAAACAUAGGGAGUCAUUUCCAAAAAGGUAGUUAUGAGCUUAAACUGACUUAUGAACAUUUUGCCUGUGGGCCCUACACUGUCAUGACCCUCCAGUUGAAACAGAGCAUGAAUUAUUUUUUUGUUGAGUUCUUGAACUGCUAACCAGGUGUAUGUUUCCUUGAAGUCCGGAGCAGGAUCCAGGUCAGAUGAAGGAGGUGGUAUACCUGGCUUAACUGCAGAAAAUAGAGCAUUGAACUUCUUCACAAUGAGCUGCAUUGGGUUUCUGUUUGGCUUUCUCACUGAAUAGUAAAUUAGGGAAAAUGCUGCUUUUACUAUUUUGCAUUUUAUGUCCACAUUUACAGCCUUUUCCCAGUCAGGUGCUGUCCAAGGAACAUGUUUCCUUUGGGAGGUCUGAACAGCAUGAUCUGGCUUGAUGUGUUUCUUGAGCUCUAAUACCAUAUUAUAGAGUUGUUUAAAUGUAGCCAACAGCAGUGUCAGAACAAUUGACAUUGUCCCUCCAAGAUUCAAUGCAUUGGCUUUCAGAGCUGCUACUAGAGCCAUACAUGAGGCAGUGAACACAUCUUUAGGUGGUGGCAAGGCUAUAUCUGAUUAAUAGAGAUCUCUGAUCUCUAACGACAUAUUGCUAUUGUCCUAUUACAUUUAAAUUUGAACCUAAACUAAAUCACUUGAGUGUUAUGAGUGAUGUCUAUAUAACAUGCCAUUUGGCUAGAUGUAUAGUGCGUUUUUAUGUUGCAGUUUGGUUUGAAACAAUACUUAAGCACACUAUUUCUGUUAGUGGUAUAUAGUUUUCAAACUAACAAGCUGUGAUCCUUGUUAGUGUAGUGACUGCCUUUUUAGGAGUAUGGGAUCCUAGGGUGCCCAUGUAUUUUUAUCCCGUGGGUCAUUCUAUCCUAGGGACUACUAGAAGACCCCUCAAAAGGUAACUGCUAUUAUAGGGACUUACUUAGUGGAAACUGGUAGUAUAAUAAAAUAUUGAAGGAGGCUACGGUCUUAGUAGGUUUUAGAAUGACCUUUUAACCCCACUAACUACUUACUUGGUGUUGAUGUCCCUAAUAGAGGAAAUACAACCUCUAGCAGUAAUCUCAUUCAGGUUAUACUACCUGCCUAAAUUUAAUCAUACUUGUAUGUAUUUGUUUCCUCAGUUGGAACUAAGUUACUGUAUUUCUUUUUCUUAUUUUUUUUAUUAUUGUACAGUUUCUUUACCUUUCAAGUAUAAAUGUGUAUAUAAAAUGUAAAUACGAGGAAUUCACUAAAAACCACUCAUAACAAUUACUGUGUAAAUAAAACUGGUAAGCAGAGUAAUUACUUGAAGUGAGUCUUCAUUACUUUGGGGAUAUCUGUUUUAUUUAACUGCAUCUCAAGAACAAAAAGGAAAUACUCUGUUUUUGUUGGCCAAAUUUGUCUUCCAAGGAAUGCACUAGGCCUUCAGUCUUUUGAGACUGGCAGUACUGGCAGCUAAAAUAUUGUACUGUAUCUUUGCUUGAGCCCAGUAUGUAGGAAAUAUGUGAUAAUUCCCAUGGUCAAUAUAUGGCAGUUUUUGUUGUUGUUGUUAAAGUAUAUUUUCAAUUAAAAAAAACUUUUCCUAAUAUACUCAAGAUAAUGUGAAAUUUAA
Sapajus apella (tufted capuchin) is the source of this 5654-nucleotide messenger RNA. RefSeq names its product TBC1 domain family member 12 (gene TBC1D12). The transcript is spliced from 13 exons. The coding region runs from base 180 to 2492 and encodes 770 amino acids. The record is from RefSeq and is a predicted model, not a curated record. NCBI's taxonomy places the organism in Eukaryota, Metazoa, Chordata, Mammalia, Primates, Cebidae.